Rubroshorea leprosula is the source of this 895-nucleotide messenger RNA. NCBI's taxonomy places the organism in Eukaryota, Viridiplantae, Streptophyta, Magnoliopsida, Malvales, Dipterocarpaceae. The record is from the annotation of a GenBank genome assembly.
UUAGAAUUGAAAAUGCUUCUAAAUCAAUCUAGGGUAUUUUCUUCUGCCAGCUAGAGUUGAUUGUUAUGUUAGACUUUGUAUUAUGUACUUUUUCCAAAUUUUAAUACAGGUGAUCUUCCAAAAUGCUUUCAGGGGCUAGGUUUGGUGACUAUGUCAGCUGUAUUGACUUCUCUGAAUUCUUAUGGCUGCAAAAACACCAAUGAUUUGGCAUCAUGUUCUCCUUCUCAACUCAUAGUGAUGUUAUUUAUCUUCUCCCUAUAUCUAGUAGCAAUUGGGCAAGGUGGGCACAAGCCUUGUGUUCAGGCUUUUGGAGCAGAUCAGUUUGAUGGAAAGCACCUAAAGGAGAGCAUUGCCAAAAGCUCAUUCUUCAAUUGGUGGUAUUUUGGUAUAUCCAUAGGAGCCCUCCUGUCAAUUUUGAUUAUUGUCUACAUUGAAGACAAUAUUAGUUGGGCCCUUGGCUUUGGAAUUCUCUUUAUAUUAAUGCUAGUUGGUUUAGUGAUAUUUUUGGUUGGAACAAGGACUUACAGGUAUAAUGUCAAAGAAAAUGGUCAAAAUCCUUUUGUGAGAAUUGGCCUGGUGUUUGUUGCUGCUGUUCGGAAUAGGCAUUUCAUCACUCCUUCACUGACAGAAACUGAAGAGUUAGCUCAUCAAAACCCCCCUCAGCAAAGUUCAGAACAAUUCAAGUAAGAAGAAGAACCCUUCUUUUGUUUCCUUUUAUACCUGUCAGGACAACAUUUUCUUUCUGUAAUGUCAAAAUUGCAAAACUCAGGUUUCAAAUGUUCUACUAUCCUCCAAAAAAUCAAUCAUUCUCUGUUUUUUACUGUGUAUUAAUUCUUGUUGUCUCAUAACAUUUGGAUGGGAUACUCUCUGUUUUCUGAUCAUAUUCAAAAUCUUG